This is a messenger RNA of Austrofundulus limnaeus, 4356 nucleotides long. Its product is annotated as adenosine receptor A1. Gene Ontology annotation, molecular function: G protein-coupled adenosine receptor activity. Lineage: Eukaryota; Metazoa; Chordata; Actinopteri; Cyprinodontiformes; Rivulidae. The transcript has 3 exons. The record is from RefSeq and is a predicted model, not a curated record. Gene Ontology annotation, biological process: G protein-coupled adenosine receptor signaling pathway. Gene Ontology annotation, cellular component: synapse; dendrite; plasma membrane. The coding region runs from base 1737 to 2756 and encodes 339 amino acids.
AAUAAUUUUCUUUUGCAGUCAUGCAAACAUGUGAAGAAUGUGUAAUAUUUGGAGAAUGGGUGUCUCUGCACGCAAAAGUCUUGAAUGCAACAAAUGUUGCAAAGUUUUUGUGUUGGUAUUAGUAUUUGGUAUCACAUCAGUGCUGUCACAUAAUCAUAAAAGCUAUCGAGCUUGAUAAUGAUCCUUUUCUAAUUUUUUAAAAAGCACAUUCAUGUCUUCCAAAUGGAAAAAAAAAACUUUUCGAUAUAAUCCUGAUGCCUCUGAGCAGACCUGAGAAACCUACAGAAAUCAUCAUUUUAAAAGAUAAUAUAAUGAGGCUGAAGGUUAAAUGAUUUAGCAUCUGUACAUUUCAAACAGCUCAGUCAGAUUCAUGAGUUUCUGUAACUUAAUGAAUCAAAAGCUGAAAAAUAGUUUAAGACACUUUAGGCACAAACAACUGUCUUUAGAAAAAAAGAAAAAAAAUUUGAUUAUAGUCAGUUAUCAUUUUACAUUUUGUACAACUAAUUUGAGACCUGUACCUCACAAUGUUUAACUGUUUAUUCAUGCUAAAUAUUUAUCAGCUAAAAAACACUCUGUCAGCACUUUCAGUUUGUCUAAGUAACUCAGUGUGACUGGAAGUUGUUGAAGGUUUCUAGCUUGUAAAAAAAGAUCGAUAUGAAACUCCUUGAGGAGUUGAGAUCCAUGAAUGAUUGAAGGUGAAGACAGACUAAAUCACUGCCAGGGGRAAGACCUUCACUGUAGUCAAGGUGGGAGGGGAGGCUCUGACACCUCGGCUUCGAUCUCAGGCUAUCUGUGUCUAAAAACAGCUGAAAUCACAAAGGAAAACAAAUAGAUAUGUGUGUGAUAAUGUAAGUUUCUAUUCAAACAUCUUUAUAAGCACAUUAACCUUUCACGUGUUUAUCAUUCUGAUUGUGUGCCUCUGUAGUGCAGCGGGGAGCUAUUUCCCACUGAUACUCAUGUUGUCUGUUUUGUUUUAUUGUCUCUCCUCAGCACAAAACAUCCAACCAUCUGUCUUCAUCUGUGUUCUUUAAACUGUACAUCCUCUCCAGAGAGUUUCCAACUCUUUUCAUUUCAUUCUAUAAGUCACAUCAGAGAGUUGACAAACACACCUGUGGAAAACAAACAAACCACAUUUAGGGGAGUCUCGAGACACUUWGGGUCUAUAAAUUGGACAGGAUGGAGGUUUUCAGAGAGACGCACCUGUCAUUUAAAUCAGGAGCUUCUAGUCUCCUCCCUGAGACUCAGUCCACUCCCACAGAGGGAGCGCUCUCAGUCACACAUGUGACUUUGCAGAAACAAGAUAAGGACUAAAUCCGCGUCAUCAUAUUUAUGUUUUAUCUAAAAUUCGGGAGAGUGGAGUUUAUUUUUGGGUCCUGUUGAGACUUGAUCCUGACGCAAAGCCCCGCCUGACUCAGACAUCUACACGAACGGACGCUGUUUGAGRACUUAAUUUUGUUUAUUUUCUUGGCAAAUGCUCCGGCUGUGAGGAUGGCACCCUCCGGGGAGCGGUUCGUGAGUCAUACCUUGAAGUUUUGCGUCUGGCGCGCGCCUUCGGACUAAUGUGUCCUGGACUCGAUCCGCGCCAGUUCUGAGGAACUGGAUCCGUGGGUGAACUAAAAACAAACUAUAAGACAAUAUGAGAAAGCUAAGCGCCUUGAAACUCAAACAGGGAGCUGCCCCCUCGCCGCGCUCGGCCUGAGCGCGCGCACACUCAUCCAGCCAGCGGCGGCGGCAUCAUGACUUCGGCUCUGCCUCCGUCCAAGGCGCUCUACAUCGGGAUGGAGGUGGUGAUCGCCGUGUCCUCGGUGGUCGGGAACGUGAUGGUGGUGUGGGCCGUGCGCAUCAACCGCUCUCUGAGAGACACCACGUUCUGCUUCAUCGUCUCGCUGGCCUUGGCUGACAUUGCGGUGGGGGCUCUCGUCAUCCCGCUCGCCAUCACCAUCAGCAUCGGACUCCAGACGCACUUCUACAGCUGCCUGCUGUUCGCCUGCACCGUGCUCGUCCUCACGCAAAGUUCCAUCCUGGCGCUGCUGGCCAUCGCCAUCGAUCGCUACCUGAGAGUCAAAAUACCCAUGAGCUACAAGCGAGUGGUGACCCCUCGGCGRGCUGGGACAGCGGUGUUAUUGUGCUGGCUGGUGUCCAUUAUUGUGGGUCUCUUGCCGAUGCUGGGCUGGAAUAACCUGCAGCGCCUCCUCGCCAAUGGCACCUUGAUAACUAAAGACCUUGUGGUGACCUGUGAGUUUGAGACGGUCAUCAGCAUGGACUACAUGGUCUACUUCAACUUCUUCGGCUGGGUGCUGCCCCCCCUGCUGCUCAUGCUGGCCAUCUACUUGGAGAUUUUCUACAUGAUCCACAAGCAGCUCAACAAAAAGGUGACAGCGGGCCACACAGAUCCAAGGCGCUACUUUGGGAAGGAACUGAAAUUAGCCAAGUCUUUAGCCCUCGUUCUGUUCCUCUUCGCAGUCAGCUGGCUUCCACUCCACAUCCACAACUGCAUCACGCUCUUCUGCCCUGACUGCAACACGCCAGUGUUCCUCAUUUACAUUGCUAUCAUCCUCUCACACGGCAACUCAGCAGUCAACCCCAUCAUUUACGCUUUCCGGAUCAAGAAAUUCCGCACAGCCUUUCGGAAAAUCUGGAAACUGUACGUGCUUUGCCGGGAUCCAGUCGGUCGCCUUCCUCAAAGAGGGAGCCAGAGAGGACGCAGUAACGACAGGAGGCUGAGGCAGAAUGAUGAUGAUGACGAUGAUGUGUGACCUUUGGGAACUAACUGCAUUACAGCAGUUUGUGACAAUAUGGAUAAAAAGAGACCACAGUGGCUUUUUUAUACUGGAAUGGUUAAAAGCAGAAUGGUACUGGGGACACUGAACAUGGUGGAGAGUGAUUUUCUCCAUUAAUCGUGCUCCAGCAGGAAAAGAAAAUCCCAGUCAGAUGUAGAUUUGGAUUAAGCCUUCUUUUUGGCUGACCAACCUAUAAAGAUGUCUCGUAAUGCACGGGGCUUUUAAAUUUUUUUUCUUUUGUAUGAGUUGGGAUUUACUGUAAAGCAGUAAGUGCAUUUUUGUAGCUAACGUGAACAAUACUGUAGUAGAGUUUGCUGUACUUGUUGGCUUAAAUUUAAAAUAAUGGCCUUCAAUGUGAUUGAUCCUAAGUAUUUAUCCUUAUACAGAAUGUGCUACAAUAAAAUUCUGUGGCCUUAAAGACCGAAGGAACUGAGAGUAAAUGUAGCAUUGUGGUGACAGAAGAAAUCUGGUAAACUUGUGAGGAAAACACUUGCACAGCCAAGAUGUUGCAUUUGAGAGUGUUCAGCACACGGGCAGGUUGCCCAGAAGAAGAAAACURAUUAAAAUCAGGAUUUUUGCUAAAACCUCUGCUUUUCUAAUAACAAAGUUACACAGCAACUCGUCUGCCUUUGUAGACAUUUGGUUUGUUUUCACGUGAAGUUUCUGCUUUUUACAUGUCUGAGAGCAUUUGACUGACAGGAUGGAUACUAGCGAGUAGCUGCAAGCAGAAAACAACUUCUUGUUUCUCGUCAGUUAAAUGUCAGAGUAAACAGGCAACAGUAAAAGUCWCAGACCCAGCGGUCCUUUAAUUGUAGCCACAUCAGAGUUUAUAACAGAAACCUGUGAAUCUGAAGAAUGCUGUUGCUCCUCCAUUUAUUAAACCUCAUUUAAUCUGAUCAUUUUAACCAUAAAAUGUUCUGCUGGCCUUUAACUUGUUUAUAAUAUACCCCUAAUUAUUUGGCAAAAAAAGAUAUCUUAAUUGUUGUUUUCACAGAUCAAAUGUAAUUUGAAUAGUGUUGAGACAUACAGGACACAGAAUAUUAGUCAUUACUGUAUGCAACUAAUAUAUACUAUAYAAGUAUAUAUAUUAUGUGUUGAUAGGAGUGAUUUUCCAGCAGUAAGCUCACUGAGAGCUGCCGGGGGUUGCACUGCCAGGGUCUGCAGUGCACUGAGCUGUGCACUGCAGACCCUGGCAGCGGUUGUUCAACAUAAAAACCUGCAAAAUCCAAACUCUACRUGUCACUGCACUGAUUUCAAUUUAAAUGCACUAUUUGCAGAAAUAAUUAGAUGCAUCGAAAUUUAUUAAGAAUUUUUUAAGUGUUUUUGGACUUAGCAUCUUACUUACUGGUCAUGAUUUGUGUAAGGCUCUGCAAAAGGCAAUCAGAUGUAAUUUAGAUUUAAUAUGUGUUCAUUUGUGUUUUUCUUUCUUUUGUCAUUUGAGUUGYUUUGGGUAUUUUGAGAGGUUGUGAAAGUAAUAAAGAGUUUACAUUUUWAAAAAGGCCAGCAUCAAAGGCACAGUGUGUAGGAUUUUGUCAAUUCUUUUAGCCGAAAUUGAGAUAAUCACUAAUGGCAAUUA